This is a messenger RNA of Pecten maximus, 1744 nucleotides long. RefSeq names its product soluble scavenger receptor cysteine-rich domain-containing protein SSC5D-like. Bases 67 to 1404 code for a protein of 445 amino acids. Gene Ontology annotation, cellular component: membrane. The transcript is spliced from 12 exons. The record is from RefSeq and is a predicted model, not a curated record. Lineage: Eukaryota; Metazoa; Mollusca; Bivalvia; Pectinida; Pectinidae.
UACCUGAACAGAGGUCACGUACUUAUCUCUGAAAUAGACGUGAUUCACACGACCCUAGACCUGAAAAUGAUCGCGGCUUGCUGUCUCCUCCUAUUACAAGUAUGCACCGCUAGCCUGGACAGGUUAGAAGCUACACGUGUAAAUCAGGAGCAACCAGAACGGCGGGCAAGUCAGUGCAUGGUUUGUCCACUAGCUUAUCCUACUACAAGCCAACCCCAUCAGCAUCACCAUGGCGACAACUGGAAUCUAUGCAUCCAUAUAUCAUACUCGAUGGACCCAUGUGAUUUUGAUGUUCCUAAAUGUGUUCCAUAUUUAGGAGAGACAUACCCUAUCUUUGGUAGCACUUACCUGAGGGUGGAAUACAAACAUUCACGGGAAAUGUGGGCUUUGUCGGAUAGUUUACGAUGCGAAAAUAAUUGUUGUAACCUAUCACCAAAUCAACUACCUGCAGCAACCUAUUCUUUAUCGCCUACAACUACGCCUGUGGUUACAUCUACAGCCCCAGCAACCCUAAAAGUACGUCUGGUCGACGGCCCGAAUGCCUCAGAGGGUCGCGUGGAGGUAUUCUAUGAUGGUAGAUGGGGUACCGUUUGUGACGAUAACUGGGACGAUGACGAUGCGAGUGUUGUUUGUCGCAUGCUUGGAUACUCUGGUGCCCAGGCUGUCCACACCUCAAAGGCUAGGUAUGGCAGUGGUCACGGCCCUAUCUGGCUGGACGAGACCCAAUGUAGUGGUCAAGAGACUAACCUCGGUCAGUGUUCAAUGGAACCCUAUGGUCACGGUGACUGUGACCAUUCCGAGGACGCCGGGGUCAUAUGUCAAGCAUUGCCAACUACUACAAUGACAACAACAACAGCAGUACCACGAGAAAUUUUGAAGGUUCGUCUUGUGGACGGGCCAAGUGCCAGUGAAGGUCGAGUGGAGGUUCUCCACAACGGCGUCUGGGGCACUGUGUGUGAUGACAACUGGGAUGAUGAUGACGCCAAAGUCACCUGCCGCAUGCUUGGUUAUAGCACCGUCCAGGCUACCCACACGUCGAAGGCUAGGUAUGGCAGUGGUCAAGGCCCUAUCUGGCUGGACGAGACCCAAUGUAGUGGUCAGGAGACUAACCUCGGUCAGUGUCACUUCGUCCCCUAUGGUCACGGUGACUGUGACCACUCCGAGGACGCCGGGGUCAUAUGUCAAGCUAUAACGUCAUCAACAACAAAGCCAUCAACAACAACGCCAUCAUCAACAACAGUACCACUUACAACAACAACACCGUUGUCAACAACAUCAACGCCGUCAACAACGUCAACAGCAACAACAUUGUCGUCAUCAUCAACAACGACGACAACAACAACAUCAAAAAAGACAACAACUGGUCACUGGUUCGUUUUCGGUGGUGGAAGUGUCAUAGGCUGACUUGGAUACUGGAGAUGACGUCACGCAUUAUGGAUAAUAUUACCUGGAUCGGUCGUUUAACUAUACCUGGAUUUUCUCUCCUAUCACCAAUGCCAUCGUGGAUAUGUGGAAAAUAUGAAAAAAGAACAAAAUGAAAAUUUAUUAGAUAUGCAUGUAUGCAAUUUUCAAUCGAAUUCAAAGUUAUCGUUUGAUUACAUUUAUAAUAAUGUGACAUUUAUAUUUCAUUGAAAAAAUACUACCUCAAGCAAAUCUGAACAAAAUAGAAGACCUUCGUCAAUACCAUCAUCCAAAAUAGUGUAAUACGAAGCAUUAUGUUAGACAAUAAAAGUCUGUCUAUCUA